This is a messenger RNA of Cynoglossus semilaevis (tongue sole), 8713 nucleotides long. Its product is annotated as testis-expressed protein 2-like. The record is from RefSeq and is a predicted model, not a curated record. Lineage: Eukaryota; Metazoa; Chordata; Actinopteri; Pleuronectiformes; Cynoglossidae. The coding region runs from base 2275 to 5574 and encodes 1099 amino acids. Gene Ontology annotation, molecular function: lipid binding. The transcript has 14 exons. Gene Ontology annotation, cellular component: endoplasmic reticulum.
AAUUUAAACUCAUUAUCGAUCGGCUUCCUGAGCUACAAACGACCUUAGUGAAAGCAAAGUCCAGACAACUGGAGAGAGAGAGAGGGAGAGAGGAAGAAAGAGGGGGAGAGAGAGAGAGCUGGGAGAGCAGCAGACCACUGAGUAGAGCUCUGAUAGGGAGAGACGAAAAGAAACAAAAAAAAGGUUUUAAAAAUAUCAAGAGACUUUUCACUUUCCUUUGUGUAAUGUUUUAUGUUAGCUUUAGCCAUGAAGCUAAAAUGGGAUUAGGUCUAAUCCAAUCACAGAGAUACCUGGAGGUUAGAAUAACCUCCAGGUUAAAUGGUAAGAAUACAGUGUUUACCCUUCAGGUUCAUUUACCCACAGCACAGAUACAAAACCAUUCAGAUAAACAAUUUCUGCCUGACUCUGGAGAAAGGACAUGUGUCGCCUCCUGCUUCAAAUCUCCACUGAACUUCACUGUAUUUCCUGUAAAACUACAGCAUAAAGAAAAUGACCACUUGUAGCAAAUUCUCCACUAUGGGACAAAUACUAGAGUGUUGAUAUUAAAAACAACCACCCUCAGUUCAAACCUGAACCUCCUUCAACAUCUUUGUCCUGGGGGUGGUCACUGAUGUGACACUGUCCAUUUAUAUUUUGUCUCCUUAAUUUCUGUCCCCCUCCUAAAACUUUUCACAUGUCCCACCCAUGAGACGUCCCCCACACUUUGGGAAACACUGGCCUAGCCUGUGAAGACCGUACUCUGCAUCAUUACACUACACUGAUGGUGUAAAUGGUGUGUUCACCAACUUGGUGAUUUGUGAUUUUUGCUUGGUUUCCUACAUUCUAUCUCUGCUGAGGGGCUGUAAUGAAACUUGCCCCCCUGCCUGGUGUCAAGGACCCACAGUCCUACAGCCAGUUAAGAACCUUAUUUUGCUAAAACAUGUAGGAAAUACUCUGGAGGUAAAAAUAUAUGAAGUAUUUCUCGCUCGCUGGGAUAGUAAAAAAAAAAGUGUUGCUGGUUGAAAACCGGCUAUAGUGAAACAUCUACUCUGUGAUGGUGUCUUCCUACUGACGUGUGAGAUUUUACAUAGAACACUAGUUUGACACACUGCCCCUGGCCCCGCCCCCAAAAACACACACACACAUUAGUCCAGGCAGUUGACGCUAAUUGAGACUCUACCAGUUGUUUGCACUUAAUUAAUUUGACUGCUUGCAAUCGUUAGGCCCACUGCUGUGCGCAGGCAGAGAGGCAUUACAGAUAACAAGAUGCACAAAUAUGAAAGGGUUUUAAUAAUAAUAUAAAACACAUUUUAAGAUUUAAGCAAAAUAAAUGAAACUAAAUGAGUGGAAUUUAAUUAGUUAAUGCAAGAUUUAAAGAAACUGUCCUAUUAGAACAGAGAAACGUGAAGGAGGGAGCGCUCAUUAGAGAAAAGAAAAGCAGAAUGCUGUUGAAUCCUGUGAGGAACAGGAAAAGAGGCUCUGGGUUUGAUAGGCAGGUGCAGUGAUGGGUGAUGUCACACCUCGGCAGCCCAGCCCACACUGCAUCAUAAUAAUGUGGGGAGGAUCAGGGCCUCUGUUUCCUGUCAGUGCAGAAAGUUAAAAAGGUGACUGUUUUUUGACAGUUCUGAAUUCAACAGUUAAGAAUCUUUAGCUGAUCAUUGAGUAAUGCAGUGAAACAGGAACUGGCUGUGACUUUCAUUCACGGAAUUUUGUCAUCUCUGAUUUUCUUUCAGCCUAGACACACACACACACACACACACACUCCCCUGUGUGUUCCUUAUCAUUGUCUGUGUAGGAGGACAUGGAUGACCCUUGUUGACUGUGCACCUGUCCGCAGCUCUGACUCUCCAGGUUCAGUCUAUUAAUAACUCAUAUUUUGAAAUGUCAGAUCAGCUCAGGUUGGUGUGAUUAUUCCAUGUCUUGUGUCAUUGUCACCACACACAGGCCACCUGUUCCGGCAAAAUAAUUUUCCACUAAAUUCGAAAUAUUCUUCACUCUACAAAUAGGAUAUGCCGUGUCAGACGUACCCCAGGGGUCCAGUUCACUGGUCACUGCUGUGUUUGUGUAUUUUGACAGUACUAUUAGGUUGUACGUAUUUGUAUAUUAAUAAUAAUUUUCUACCAUUGUUGUUUCUACCUCUGACUCAGUCGGUUCAAAACGUUCAAGUCUUUCCUGUUCAGUUGUGUUUCUGACAGAUGAUACUUUAAUCUUCUUUGGACUCAUUGAAGUGCCUUUGAUGUGUACAGGCUGUCAUCUCACGCUGUUUUAAACCAAAGUGAAUAAGCCUGAUGAUUGAUGGGUUUUUUUAGAUUGUUUUCCAGUCUACAUGAUUACAGAGUGUGGUAUUCGGAGUACCUGGUAAGACUGUCAUACAGUGGGAGCACUGCAAUGACCAGCCACCAUCCCAGCCAUGCAGAGAGCGUUCAUUCCAAACAGCCGCCUGCCGUGGCCCCAAAGCUCCAUGUGCUUCGACCUCAGUCAAAGGAGAACAUCACCAUUCACUUCACCGCUUCUGGGAAGGGGGACGAGGAUGAAGGAGAGGAUGAGCUUGUUAUUACCACAGCCCCCACUACCUCAGCUGCUCAGGGUGACCCCAGUGUUGUGACAGCCCUUGAAGCCAGUGAGGAGAUGUUUGAAGAGGUGACACUUGACUCCGCAACCAAGGUUGCUUUUAUUCCUGAAACAUCCCGAGUUCCUCCCACAACUGGGUUAGAAACGUCCAGGUCUCCUGAAAAAGUGACAUCAUCGCACACUGCUGAACAGAAAGGUUCAAUUCCCAACUCACCUCCAUCUAAAUCUCUUAGCUUUCCAUCAACAGAAAAACUCUUUCCAAGUUUGGCCAAGUCUUGGUCCUCUGACGUUGAGUCUCGUGAUCACAUCUUCUCUGUUCCACCAGUAAGGCAUAGACCUCAAAUGAAGACUCUUGUCAAGUCCUUGUCCUCGGACACCUCCCAGGACACGUCCUCGACGUCCACACCCCCCCGUGUUCCAGAGUCUCGUCUCACCUUGCAACUUUUCAAGCAAUUCACACAGUCUCGGUUGCCGUCUGCACCCGCAGCGUCUACAGCCACAACUUCUGCAAGUGACUCUAAGACAGCCCCCUCCUCACCCAUAACAUCCACAGACAACCGCAGCUUCUUCAGGGUCUCAGAUGUUGAGCUGCUGAGUAAGAUCAUGGAUGAAAAGAGCGGCAGCUUGGUUGGUGGAUCCCUAUACCGACCAAAGGUCCUUUCUGUCAGCACCUCAGAACUCUCCAACAUCAGUGAAGUCAACGGGCAGUUGGAGAGCAACAACAACAACUACUGCAUCAAAGAGGAAGAAGGAGGCGACCUGGAGGACGACAGCCUGGCCACCGGUGCCUCUGGUCCAGCUGAACCUCCAACCACUGUUGACACUAAAAGUCCAACUAAACAACCUUCACUUUCCAAGUCUUUGGAAACUUGCUCCAUGUCUGCUCUUGCUAAACAGGAAGAUGAGGACUUCUGCAUCCUCCACACUGAGGACUUUGAGACAGAGGACGACGCAACCUACGACUCAGGAACUGAGAGUCAAACUAAAGUGCCACUGAGUGCCUGUAGUGAACCGAUCACUGAAGAUGAAUCAGAAACGGUUGUGUCAGGACCGAGUGUUCCUCAUUACACUCUGAUCCUCCUCACUGUGCUGGUCUAUGGUUACUUUGUGUUGCCUUUGCCCAGUUAUAUCGGAGGAUUGCUGUUUGGAAUUGGACUUGGAUUCUUUUUAGCUAUUGGUGUUGUGUGGCUCACGGGACCAAAACCUUCUGGUGGAUUCAGGUUUUCCAGACACAAUGGGAAGCCUUGGAAUCUGAGCAGGUUGGACAUUAAGGAGCCGGAAAUUUUCAAGGGUUGGAUGAACGAAAUAUCACAUUACGACCCAGAGACGUACCACGCCACACUGACACAUUCCGUGUACGUACGGUUGGAGGGCUCCAUAAUUCGUCUGUCCAAACCCAACCACAACAUUGCCCGCCGUGCCUCACACAAUGAACCCAAACCAGAUGUCAGCUACAUUAGUCAGAAGAUCUACGACCUCACCAACAGCAAAGUGUUCCUAAUGCCUCAGAGUUUGGCCCGAAAGCGAAUAUGGAACAAAAAAUACCCAGUCUGCAUCAAGCUUGACAAACAGGAUGACUUUAUUUCCAAAGCUGAGGGCGACAGGUCUGAAACCCACGACAACACAGGCACCAAGGAGAGAGGAGAAGGCGGUGGUGGAGUUCAGGAACGUGGAUCUUCAUCUGCCUCCAGUAAAGACCUGACUCUUUAUCUGUUUGGAAGGACGGGCAGAGAGAAGGAGGAGUGGUUCCAGCGUUUUCUUUUAGCCUCCAGACUCAAGGCGGACCUGAAGAAAAGUUCAAGUGUUGUUGGAAACAAGACCGCUCCCAAAUCACACAGUCGCAGCAGCAGCCGCAGCAGCCUGGACGAAGCACUGGCCUGUCAGCCCAAACUGAAGGACUCGACCGGCUCUUCAGGAGCGAGACCCAAGCCCUGGUUGGACUACGAGGUCUACAUGUCCACUCUACUGCCAGAACAGCCAAUAGUCAGCCCUUCAGUGACCAGCCCGGUUCUCCUGAGUCCACAGAGCAGUCCAGGAGCGGACAAAAAACUUCAGAACAGCCCUCCAGCGUCAGAGCAGCCCAGAGGUGAGGAGGAGGCUGUUGCCUGGAUGAAUGCUGCUCUUGGUCGGGUCUUCUGGGACUUCCUGUGUGAACCCUACUGGGCAGAAGUAGUCUCCAAAAAGAUACAGAUGAAGCUCAGUAAGAUACGGUUGCCUUACUUCAUGAACGAGUUGACCCUGACAGAACUGGACAUGGGCUCAGCCACGCCCAGAAUCUUGGGGGCGUCCAAGCCAUCUAUCGACUACAGAGGCCUGUGGUUUGAUCUGGACGUGUCCUACAGCGGCUCCUUCCUGAUGACCCUGGAGACCAAGAUGAACCUGAUUCGCCUGGGUAGGGAGGGAGAAGGCCUGCGAGUAGGAGAAUAUGGCAAAGAUGGGUACAGACCUCGGACCUACUGUCUGGCUGACAGUGAUGAAGAGUCGUCCAGCGCCGGCUCUUCAGAUGAGGAAGAUUCAUCAGAGUUGUCCAAUGACUCGGCCGGAGCAGAGGGAUUUGUGGGUGGCCACAAGCCCAGCAAGAUCAUGCGCUUCGUGGACAAGAUCACCAAGUCCAAGUACUUCCAGAAGGCCACAGAGACGGAGUUCAUCAAGAAGAAGAUGGAGGAGGUGUCCAACACCCCGCUGCUCCUCACCGUGGAACUGCAGGAGCUGCAGGGAACACUGGCCGUCAACAUUCCCCCUCCACCCACGGACAGAAUCUGGUACGGCUUCAGGACACCACCUCAUCUGGAACUAAAGGCUCGGCCCAAACUGGGAGAGAGAGAGGUGACGCUGGCUCAUGUCACCGACUGGAUCGAGAAGAAACUGGACCAAGAAUUCCAGAAAGUCUUUGUGAUGCCAAACAUGGAUGACAUCUGGUUGACCAUCAUGCACUCUGCCAUGGACUCACGUACAGCCACUGGACCUACAGCUCCAUCGGUGGACACACAGUGGUCUCCGCCCCAGAGCGACAGCCACCCCUGAGGAUUGUUUACAGUAUUUUCACUCACAUUAUGAAGGUCUGGGAAAAUAGGAAGUGGAGCCAUUGGCUGUGGGUCAGAGUGUGACCUGCUUACAGAGAGGGGAGGGGGUAGAGAAGAGGAAGGAGACACUUUAGGACGCACACUGUCGCUGACUGCUGCUCUGUUCAGAAGUAUUUAUGUUGGGAGAGAUAAGACGGACGUUUGUCCUUUAAGGACAGUCAUUAGAGUCCGUAAUGAUUUAAAGGUUAGUGGAGAUGUGGGUUUGGUGUAGGAGCAUUCACCUGAUACCUUGCAGCCUGGUUCUACUCAGGCUUAGACUUAAACUCUAUAGAGAUGAAGCACAGAGAUUAUUGUGGAUUAUCAGAUGAGUCAUGGAUUAGAGUUAGUGUGAUGAAGAGGAAGUUGAGAUGGGAAGUUUUGAUAAUUUGUGCUAAAGGACGUCCUGAUCCUGGUCCAAAGAAUUGGCUCAGAGAUUUAAACUCAUAACCGAUCCAAAACACAGCUACUAAGCUGACUCACUGUUUGUGGAGUAGGUACAGAUGUGUUACUGAUACUGCCACACUAGCAGCUAAACACAGCCAGGGUUCUGUAACCUACUAAAAAACACAAGAGAUUUUCUGCUCUUCUUUGUUGUCACAUGAGAUUAAUCCAAGCACAAAAACUACUACUUUAACUUUUAACCAGAACUAAGUAAUCCUGUUUAAAAUCCGGGGCUAAUUGUUAAAGGUCAAACACACGUACGUACGUACGUUGGCCCAGUGUGAAAGGGGACUGCAACAAAACAGACCAUUUUGUGCGGAGAAAUACACCGAAAGAUCUGAAAUUGGUUCAGUCUGAGGUUCUGAGUUGAAGUUAAAGAACUGACACGAUAUUUUAGUUUAUUUUUGUUGAAAAAGAUGCCGAUCCUCUACCAAUCAAUGCCUCUGUGCCUGCGCAGAAGGAAUGUGCUGCUGCUGUACAUUUUUGCAUAAGUUGUAGUGACAAAAACUGCAACAUCUACAACAUCAGGAACAGGUAGUAAAAAAUCCUUUUUAAAAAAUCGGUUUGACUGUAACUGAAGGCUGAAGGAGAACCAAAGAGAGCCUAAUUCUCAGUUGAGUUCAGGACUUGGAUCUGACCCAGGAUCAGGACUUCCUCUGUUGAUUCACUGUGAGAUGGAACCCUGAAGUGGUUCGUUGUGGGGUUUCCAUUCAGGUUCUACCCAACAGUAUUUUUCUGUGCUGCGAUUACAUUUGACAAAUCUCCUUGUUUUGAUUCAUCUUUGAAAAUGACACAACAUAAGAUGAUAUGUUGAAGUGCAAUGAUAGAGAGCUGCUCAGUCUUCAGUACGACAUUUGCACUAGUGUUAAAUGAAGAGUUAACGUCAGGAAUCUCUGACACCUCGAAUGAAUGUUUAAACACAUUUUAUUUUUGCCUUCUUUGGUUACAAUUACACAGUAACUUACUGAGUGGGGGAUGGAAAUGAUUGCACAAAUACAAUGGUUUUUUUAUUUUUCAGAUUAUAGAUAUUCUAUUCAUCACAGCAGGUAAACCUGUGGUACAGACUCAAAAACCUAUGGUCCUCUUGCACAGGCACAGAGGCAUUAUGCAACAGUCCUGGUUUCAGAUUUGUACUUUAGACCAGUUUCCCCAUGCCAACAUAUGAAUUAACAUACUGUGACUGUCUUUACACAUGGACCAAAAAUGGACCAAAAAGAGAUGAGGACUAAAUGGUUGAGCUGCUCACAUGUGGCCAUGCUACAGGUUUUUUCUGUUUCCGUUCUUGUUUACUCUUGUCUUGCAGAAGAAACAAACGUGGUACUCUGGUAAGGGCUAAUGGCUGUGUAAGCUAGCAUUAGCCUUACUCGCUAAUGAAACAGUUAACUAUUGUAGUACAACAGAAACGGUGUAGCGUUGCAGAGCCCUAACUUGUCACCAGCAACAUGUUGAAGUGAGUGGCGCUGUUAUGUCAUUAAAUACAGGCCUCUCUGAUUGGCUGACAUUGUAGUGCAUUCAUUCUGCAGUAGUUUGACCUUUUUAAUCCCAGUCAUCCUGUGGAAAAAUACAUCUUUGUCAUUUGAACGACAUCAGACUGGCAGUGGUUAUCUUAUACUUACACCUGCAUUAAUAUUUAGACCUUUGUCCGACAUUCCUACCGUGUUUGGCUGAGACCAGAUUAUGAAGGACAUUUAUUCCCAUUAAAGUCACCUUUUUACCACUACUGGUCCUCUUACUGUAGUUCAGACAGCUUUUGUUUUUUCUUUUUUUUUCUUCAUUUGCGGUAGAAUAAAUAACUACACUAACUAUAAUAAAUAUGUUUAUUAACCAAGUCCAACCAAGUUUGUUUUUUGAUUGGUUAAUGUUCAGGUGAAAGUCUGCUGUUAGUGGCUGCGUCCAUUUCAAUAAUGUUGCCUAUGUUUCUGAUGUGACAUCGAUUCAUUAAGUUGUUGAAGAACCAGGAGGUUUAUGGAUCGACUCAUCAAGAAGGUCAACGUGACUCACAGUGAACUCUUUUUUUAAUUGUAUUUCUUUUUCUAACACAUCAGUGCUUCGCCUGCUGCCAUACUGUACGCAGACUGUCACGUAAUGUAGUACACAGUACAUGGGUGAAGAUACUGAACACUAAAUAGUCUGUAACAGAGCAACUGUUGCCAAGAAUGUAAAAGUUAAUGAACAGGUUCCUCUUCAGACUCCCACCUUUUUAUUCCUGUUUCUAAUCCUGACCAAAGUCAACCAAGUCUGCAGUCUUGUCUGUUCUCGAAGGUACACAUUCUGUUAUGUUAAUAUUACACAUCAGACAAUGCUAAAAAAACAUUCUACUGUUUGAUAUUGAAAUGUUUCACAUUAGUUUACAGUCAUUCAUUUCCUCUAAUUUGCUUUCAGCGCUGUCAUCUUAACUGGAACGUUUUGUUUUUGAAACCGUUAUCUUUUCGUUGACAUGUUUUCCAUGUUGUGAAGCUUUUGUUUGAAAACUUGUGAGAUCGGCUCUGAUUUUUGUGAUUCUUUUUUUUCCCCUUUGAAUGGAAUGAUGUAUUUUUAAGGUGAAAUGAAGGUUAUGUUGUGAUUUGUAUCUGUGACAAAAAAAGUUAGUUUGAGGCCAAAUUCAGUGAUUACGUGUAACUGCCUUAUUUAUACACGAAUAAAGUCAAUAAAAAAUUCAA